Molecule: messenger RNA, 711 nt
Organism: Rhinolophus ferrumequinum (greater horseshoe bat)
Lineage: Eukaryota; Metazoa; Chordata; Mammalia; Chiroptera; Rhinolophidae
Gene: MIXL1
Product: Mix paired-like homeobox
Exons: 2
Coding region: 1-711 (236 amino acids)
Biological process (GO): endoderm development; hematopoietic progenitor cell differentiation; endoderm formation
Molecular function (GO): RNA polymerase II cis-regulatory region sequence-specific DNA binding; DNA-binding transcription activator activity, RNA polymerase II-specific
Source: RefSeq, a predicted model, not a curated record
AUGGCCACGGCAGGGUCCCACCAGCUCCAGUUCGGGGACAGCACCACGUUCUCGUCGUACCGUCCCGUGCACGCCGGCGGGGCGCUCCCGCCGCCCCCGAGCACCGCGGCCGCGCUGCUCCCCGCGAAUCCCUCGGGCCCCGGCCCGGAGUGCGGCGCCCCGGCCGCCUUCACCGGUUUUCUUGGGAGAGGCCCCGGUCCCGCUGCGCCGCCCUGCGCCGCCCUGGGCCCACCCGUGGCCCCCAAAGGGACGGCCACCCCGUCGGCGUCGCAGCGCCGCAAGCGCACGUCCUUCAGCCCCGAGCAGCUGCAGCUACUGGAGCUCGUCUUCCGCCGGACCAUGUACCCCGACAUCCACCUGCGCGAGCACCUGGCAGCACUCACUCUGCUCCCCGAGUCCAGGAUCCAGGUGUGGUUCCAGAACAGGCGUGCCAAGUCACGGCGUCAGAGCGGGAAAUCCUUUCAACCUUCAGCCAGGCCGGAGCCCUUCCUCCACCACCCUGCUCAUGGACCCGAAGCGAAAUGUCUGAAGCCCCAGCUGCCUCUUGAGGUAGAUGUGAACAGCCUGCCUGACCCCAACAGGGUUGGCAGGGGCAGCUCUGACCCUAGCUCCCAAAGUCAAAAUUUUGAAACCUAUUCUCUUACUGAAGACAUUGGUUCAAAGCUGGACUCAUGGGAGGAACACAUCUUUUCCACCUUUGGUAACUCUUGA